GCCAUCUCGUGCUACCCCUCAUAUAUCUUCUAAUUUCCCCUUAUUAUCAUCCCAUAGUUGAUCGAUGUGAUUGCAUCUAUCACUCAAUCCCAUCUCGCCGCGGUAAACAGUGCUGCGACCCAUAUUGUCAGCUACUUGAGUUCUGGACUUACUUGUUGAUGAUACCCUUACCUUGAUCGUACCGCAUUUGGCUUUCCCGAGCCACAUUGCGACGUUUAAUUCGGAUUGUACCGCGAAACUUGUCAUUCAAGAAAUUAAACAUGAGUGUGUAUUCUGUAUUCCAGCAACAACAUUUAAGCAGAAGCCGAAACUAACACAAAGUCCACCAGCUUCCAUUGCUACUACGACUGAUGCACUUACGACUGCUCCGGUAAAUCAAACUGGUCUGUUGGCAAAUGCGCCAGAUAAUCUCGAUGCCAAGAUUUCGAGCGAAAUUCAUGCUUUAGAUCACGAAUCCUCCCUUGACCACGAUGGGCUACUAAGACCUACUGAGGAAGAGAGAACUACUCUGCGUAGAGUCUCUGGUUCAAUUCCUUGGACUGCUUAUAUGAUCUGUCUCGUCGAAUUUGCAGAGCGCGCAAGCUAUUAUGGUUGCCAAUUUGUGUUUUCGAACUUUGUCCAAUUUCCACUUCCGUAUGUGUUUAUAGAUUCUGGAGAAUGCCUCUUGGAAUGCGUGUUUAAGCUGACAAAAUAGUAGGAAGGGCGGAAAUGGAGCUGGUGCAACGCCCGCAGGUACCCAGCAAACACCAGGCGCUUUGGGCAAAGGUCUAACUGUUUCAUCCGCGCUUAAUCUCUUGUUUAAAUUCCUAGCAUAUACAAUUCCUGUCUUUGGGUUCGUUCAAUCAUUUCUCGUUUUCUUUUAUCUCUUGCUAAAGAAAUUUAUAGAGGAUGGCUCGCAGAUACCAAACUAGGACGUUUCAAAACUAUCUGUAUCGGAGUGUUUGUUUUUGGAGUUGCGCAUCUUGUUUUAGUACUUGGAGCCCUACCUAGUGUAUUACAAGCUGGUCAUGGCAUGGCACCUUUCGUCAUUGGAAUUAUAACCUUGGCUUUUGGAGCUGGUAUGUUUUGCUAGACUUGUUUCAUUUUACAAUGCUAAUCAAUGCUACAGGUUUGUUCAAGAGUAAUGUUUCUCCAAUGCUUCUCGACCAAGACACACAAAAGGGACUCAUCGUUAAAGCUCUACCCGAUGGCGAAAAAGUCAUUCUUGACCCAGAAGUUACUGCUCAGAGACUCGCUCUCGCUUUCUAUGGUAUGGUGAACGUCGGAGCAUUCUUUGGUAUCGCCACAACAUAUUCUGAAAAGAAGGUUGGAUUUUGGUUGGCCUACGGAUUACCAAUGAUUCUUUACCUCUUACUUCCAAUAUUGCUAUGGGUAAUGAAUAAGAGAUUAGUCAAGUAUCCUCCACAAGGGAGUGAUAUUGGAAAAUUCUUCAAAGUUAUUGGCAUCGCAAUUAGAAGAAAUGGCCUGAAAGGAUUUGGUCGUAAAGGUUAUCUCGACGCUGCAAAACCUUCUGUACUCGCCGCACAAGGUAUUACUGGUGAUCAUAAUGGCAAACAAAUGGACUGGACCGACGCCUUUGUCGAGGAUGUUAAGAGAUCUCUGGAAGCCUGCACCAUUUUCUUGUUUUUUCCAAUCUAUAACUUGAACGAUGGUGGUAUAGGAAAUAUCACAACAUCCCAAGGAUCAGCGAUGGUAACUAACGAUGCACCUAACGAUCUCCUCAACAAUUUUAAUGCUCUUACGGUUAUCUUUACCAUACCUCUUCUUUCUUACGGCCUUUAUCCUCUUUUACGUCGUCACAAAAUUCAUUUUGGUCCUAUCAAGAGAAUAACAUUGGGUUUUCUUAUUGCCGCGGUGUCAUCUGCUAUCGGUGCAAUCACUCAAUGGAGAAUUUAUGAAACAUCUCCAUGUGGAUAUUAUGCAACUGGCUGCGAGAUAGGAACGGGCGUUGCUCCAAUUAGUAUCUGGUGGCAACUUCCUCAGUGGUCACUAGGAGGUAUAUCGGAAUGUUUCGCCAACGUCACUGCUCUUGAACUCGCAUAUUCUAGAGCUCCUGCAAAUAUGAAAGGUAUGAUAACCUCUAUGUAUUUGUUUUCCGUAGCUCUUUCUGCUGCGAUUGCACAAGCUUGUACUCCAAGUUUAGCGGACCCAUAUUUGAUUUGGCCUUAUGUUGCACCAGCGGUGGCGGGAACUUUAUUGGCAAUUUGGUUUUACUUCUUGUACAGAGAUCUUGAUAAAGAAGAGUAUGUUCGGGGAGGUGCUGCCGAGACUAUAGGUGAGGAACAAAGAGUGGAACAUAGGGAGUCAAUUAGUGGUGAUGGUAACCAAAAAGUCAGACCAGAUGAAAAGGUUUAGAUGUGGUUUAUUUUCCUGUCGGAAAGUUGAUGCGAUGAUUGGUGGUGGUCUUUUGAUGCUGUUAAAGAGCAUGCUUAUGGUAACGGUGAUCGGAGAAAUCUUUAUUUUAUUCAAGUACUUUUGGGAUAAUGAAUCAGUCGAGAGAGUAUGGGAGAUGAUGAGAACUAUUACAGAAAUUAGGUAUGGGGGUCAGAGGUGAUUGUACAGUCUACUAGUUUGGACUAUUGAGCAAUGCGCAAAGCACACUAUUCAGAAAAAGUGUGACGAUUAGGAAUAAGAAAUGAUACAAUUUUGAAAAAUUUCCACGCCCUACCAAAGACCACCGAAUUUUUUCAUCGGAUAAUGAAUUUAUUUUGGCAGUUGAAUUACUUCGAUGUUCAUAAUUAUUUAUUUAUCGAAAGAGCAUGUACGGCGUCGCAUCGAUUGAUAGUGAAGUAGUCAGUCACGGCCUUGGUAAAGAAAGGGGACUUGAUGCUCUCGCCUUUAGCCC
Molecule: messenger RNA, 2845 nt
Organism: Sclerotinia trifoliorum
Lineage: Eukaryota; Fungi; Ascomycota; Leotiomycetes; Helotiales; Sclerotiniaceae
Source: the annotation of a GenBank genome assembly